Messenger RNA from Cryptococcus wingfieldii CBS 7118, 4278 nucleotides. Its product is annotated as ATP-dependent helicase STH1/SNF2. Lineage: Eukaryota; Fungi; Basidiomycota; Tremellomycetes; Tremellales; Cryptococcaceae. Gene Ontology annotation, biological process: positive regulation of transcription by RNA polymerase II. Gene Ontology annotation, cellular component: nucleus. The transcript is spliced from 8 exons. The record is from RefSeq and is a predicted model, not a curated record. Gene Ontology annotation, molecular function: DNA binding; ATP-dependent chromatin remodeler activity; ATP binding. Bases 1 to 4278 code for a protein of 1425 amino acids.
AUGCAAGAUCAGAACCAAGAUGCUGUCGUCAGCCAGCCACCGCAGCCUCCCAAGCCUGGCGCCAUCUCUCUCGACGAUGAGAGGACCCUCGAAAUGUUUGAGAACAUGGAUGUCACCCGCUUGAACAAUAUUCGCAAACGUGCGACGGAGCUGCAGACAGCUGGCCAGACUAGAGAAAGUUCGUCAGAGCUGGGCAAGCUCCUCACCAUCCUCGAUAUGUAUGCUAGGGCCAAACAAAUCAAACAUGAUCGCGCUCUUGCAGCUAACAAGCCCACCGAGGAUGGCACGUCAGCUCCUGCUACCCCUGUCAGUGCCCCCAACUCGGCUCACAUCUCCAUGAACCCUUCCCAGAUCGCUCAACUCCGUACACAAGCUGCCGCCUACCAAAGUCUCUCCAAGGGUCAGCCCAUCCCCGACUUUCUGCUCUCUGCUGCCCAGGGCAACCCCCCUCCUGGUGUCGCGGGACAGCCUCCUGUCCCUCAAGAACAAGAAGGCGUUGCUGCCAAAGUGGUAGACAAGGUUGUCGAGACUGUGGUAGAGGACAAUCUGGAGGCAAAGGAGAAGGAUGGCAGGCUGGAAGAGCAGCCUUACCUCAUGGAGUACGACGAGUCAUCCAUCAUUUACCCCUACAAUGCCUAUGUCGACCCUUCUAUCUAUGCCAAGCGUAGAUUCGACGACGAAGUCACCAACCCUCUCCACAAACGUCAACGUCUCAUCACGCCGGCGAUCAUGCCUCGUGGCCUCGACCCCUAUCUUCUGAUGGAGGAGCGAAACAGAUAUAUUGAGACUCGAAUGGCCUGGAGGAUGAAGGAGCUCGAAGAUCUCGACUCUACUGCCGGAUUAGGUACAGCUGGUGCUCAGGAUGUCCCCAACAUCGCCGAGGCCGAAAAGUCGAAUUCCAAUUUGGGCAUACAAGCUCGUAUUGAGCUUAUGAGCCUUCGACUGGUUGGCAAGCAACGUCUCUUGCGAGAGGACGCAGUUCGAGCCAUGCACGGUGCGACACAAGUUCCUGCCGACCGAUCCCAGUUCCGUCGAUUCCGCACUCACACUCUGCGAGACGCCCGGGCUACCGAGACUGCCGAAAGACGCCAGAGGACCGAACGUGAACAGAGAGGCAAGCAGCGACAUAUGUCGUACAUUCAUUCUAUCUGCGAUCAUGGUCAGAACCUCAUUGGUGCCGGUGUGGGCUCGCUUCGGGGCCAGGGUUCGGACAAGAUGAAGAGGCUGGGCAGGUCGAUGCUCAAAUUGCAUGCCGAUACCGAAAGGGAAGAGCAAAAGAGAAUCGAAAGGAUUGCCAAGGAGCGUCUCAAGGCUCUUCGAAACGAUGAUGAAGAGGCCUAUCUGGCGUUGCUUGGUGAAGCCAAAGACUCCCGUAUCUCGCAUCUCAUGGACCAGACCGACCAAUACCUCGAGACCCUUGCUGCUGCUGUUAUCGAGCAGCAGAAUGACGAUGUGCAUCGCGACGCCAUCAUUUCCGAACCGUUCGAGGUUGAAGACGGUCCUGCAAACGAGGAAAUGUUUGGUGCUAGGAGGCAGGAUGGAGAGGAAGCGGGCGCGGAGAGGAGGGCGGGCAAGGUGGAUUACUAUGCUGUCGCGCACAAGACUCAGGAGAAGGUCACCAAACAGGCUGAUCUUUUGACGGGUGGUACGUUGAAGGACUACCAGGUCAAGGGUCUGCAAUGGAUGAUCAGUUUGUAUAACAAUCGUCUCAACGGUAUCCUGGCGGACGAAAUGGGUCUCGGUAAAACCAUCCAAACCAUCUCCCUCAUUACUUACCUCAUCGAGAAGAAGAGGCAACCUGGGCCAUUCCUGGUCAUUGUACCACUUUCGACUCUCACCAAUUGGACGCUUGAAUUCGAGCGAUGGGCUCCCGCUGUUCGAACUUUGAUCCUCAAGGGCUCUCCCGCUGUCCGUCGAGAAGCAUAUCCUCGUUUGCGAGCCAUGGACUUCCAAGUCUGUUUGACUACAUACGAAUACAUCAUCAAGGAGAAGCCUUUGCUGAGUCGAAUUAAAUGGGUCCACAUGAUCAUCGACGAAGGUCAUCGAAUGAAGAAUGUCAAGAGUAAAUUGAGUCAAACCUUGAAUGAGCAUUAUAGCUCGAGGUACAGAUUGAUUUUGACUGGUACACCUCUCCAGAACAAUCUUCCUGAACUCUGGGCUUUGCUCAACUUUGUUCUUCCCAAGAUUUUCAAUUCCGUCAAGUCUUUCGAUGAAUGGUUCAACACUCCCUUCGCCAACACGGGUGGUGAGAAGAUGGAGAUGAAUGAAGAAGAGGCCUUGCUCGUCAUCAAGCGUUUGCACAAGGUUCUGCGUCCAUUCUUGCUUCGACGAUUGAAGAAAGAUGUCGAGAGCGAGCUACCGGACAAGGUUGAGAAGGUUCUCUACACCAAGAUGAGUUCCUUGCAGUGGAAGCUCUACGAAAGUGUACAGAAAUACAAGACAUUGCCUACCGAUAUGACUGCUGCUAAACCUCAAAAACGACAGAAUCUGCAGAACGCUCUCAUGCAGCUUCGAAAGAUUUGCAACCAUCCCUAUGUCUUCCGAGAGGUCGAUGAAGACUUCAGUGUCGGCCAAAGCACGGAUGAGCAAAUUAUCCGAGUCGCGGGCAAGUUUGAGCUGUUGGAUCGAAUACUGCCAAAGUUGUUUGGGACUGGCCACAAGGUCCUUAUCUUCUUCCAAAUGACUGAAAUCAUGACCAUUGUCUCCGACUUCUUCGAGUUCCGAGGAUGGAAAUACUGCCGACUUGACGGUUCCACAAAGGCCGAAGAUCGUCAGGCUCUCUUGUCUACUUUCAACGACCCCAACUCUCCUUACCAAGUAUUCAUUCUUUCCACCCGUGCCGGUGGUUUGGGUUUGAAUUUGCAAUCUGCCGACACUGUCAUCAUCUAUGACACUGAUUGGAACCCUCACGCGGAUCUGCAAGCUCAAGAUCGAGCCCAUCGUAUCGGUCAGAAGAAGGAAGUCCGAGUCUUGAGGUUGAUCUCCUCUGGCACCGUUGAAGAGCUUGUCCUUGCCAGAGCUCAAAGAAAAUUGGAGAUUGAUGGCAAGGUCAUCCAGGCCGGUAAAUUCGACGACGUCACCACUGGUGCCGAGUACGAAGCUCUGCUCCAGAAGGCUUUUGAGGCUAGCAACGAGGAAGACCAAGAUGAGACCAACGAGCUCGAUGAUGACGAGCUCAAUGAGCUGCUUGCUCGAGGCGACCACGAGCUCGAGAUAUUCGCCCAAAUGGACAAGGAGCGCAAUGAACGCAAGCUUGCUGCCUGGCGAGCGUCUGGUCACACCGAGGAUCUUCCUCCUGUCCUUAUGGCCGAGUCCGAGCUGCCACCGUUCUACCGCCGGGACAUCGGUCAAGAGAUGGCCGCACAAGUCGCCAAUGAAGACGAACAAGGCCGUGGUCGUCGUACCAAGACUGACGUCCGAUACAACGACGGUCUCACAGAUGACCAGUUCCUUGCGGCAUUGGAAGACUCGGACGACGAUGUUGAAGACGCCUCGGACAGGAAGAAGAAGAGGUCCGAUAAGAAGGCGGAAAGGAAGAGGGUGAAUGACAUGUUGGCACGGGCAGAAGCCGAUGGACGACCAUUGGAUGCUUCAGCUCUCAGGGGAGAAGUCGCCGAGCCUCCUCUUGCUGCUUCUUCUGGUGGGAAAAAGAAGCGGGCGAGGCCUAGUACAUCGGUCACUCCUUCGGUCACCGGAGACGAUGUCCCUAGCAAGAAGAGAAAGACCGACAAGAUCCACAGUGCUGAGGUCCAAUUGAUGACCAGAUUGUUGUCGGACGUCAACAAUCUGAAAUCAGAGUUGGGAGAGGAUCUCAAUCAAUUCUUCCUCGUCCCUGUCAAUCGAAAGGACUAUCCCGACUACUACAAAAUCAUCGCCCAGCCCAUCGCUAUGUCUCAGAUCAAGGCCAAGGUUGGCAAACCAUCCUACAACUUGCAGUCCCUCUACAAUGAUCUGCACCUCUUGUGGAACAACGCCCGUACCUACAACCAGGAGGGUUCAUGGGUGUACAAUGCCGCCGAGGACAUGCAAGAAGGUUUCGACAGGAUGUGGGAGGAGCAGGUGCCACCGUUCCUCGCUUCGCAGGGCGGCGAGAAUGGAGGGUCGUCCUAUGGUGACACCUCGGGUGCUCCCAGUGGAAGCAGCACUCCCAUGUUCAAGUCUGUUGGUGAGAAGGCGACUGCGCCGAAGAUCAGGAUAUCGAUGGCGAAAAAGCAGGUGGAAGCUGCCAUGGAUGAGGACAGCGAUGAAGAAGACGACGACGAUGAAGAUGAUUACUAG